Messenger RNA from Platichthys flesus (European flounder), 4632 nucleotides. It is a transcript of the gene ttc13, whose product is annotated as tetratricopeptide repeat domain 13. Gene Ontology annotation, molecular function: protein binding. The record is from RefSeq and is a predicted model, not a curated record. NCBI's taxonomy places the organism in Eukaryota, Metazoa, Chordata, Actinopteri, Pleuronectiformes, Pleuronectidae. The coding region runs from base 15 to 2504 and encodes 829 amino acids. The transcript has 23 exons.
CGGUAGCGUCACACAUGAGCAACAUGGCCCCCGGUAGCCGGGCCGCCGCGGUGCUCGUUCUCUCACUGCUGUGCCUGAGCCGCGCCUCCGUCUCCACCGAGCACUUCUCUGCGCUGACGCUGUUCAACAACGAGCUCCACCGGCAGGGCUGCAGCUCGCUGUCCGAGUGGGAGGAGUACGCCUCCGACUGCGAGUCAUCAAUUUUACAGUUAGAAGACCCAGACUGUGAGGAAGGAAGCAACCCGCCCUGCGAGUCGGUCUUCUCACUUAAUGCCGAGAAAAUCCUGAACCAGGCCAAGUUAUUUAUAGAGCAGAAAAAAAUCCCCUUUCCUGUAGUGAACCACAACACAAAUGAAGAACUUGCUAUAGGCUACGUGUUGAUCGGCAACGGUCUUUAUGAUGAAGCCAUCAAACAUUUCUCCCUCCUACUACAGGGUGACCCGGAGCUGGUCAGUGCCAUUUAUGGGAGAGGGAUAGCUUAUGGAAAGAAAAGUCUACAGGACAUAAAGAAUGCUGACUUGGCUUUGUUCGAGCUCAACAGAGUCAUCACGCUGGAGCCAAACUGGCCAGAAGUCUACGAGCAGAGAGCCGAGAUCCUGUCUCCUCUGGGUCGGAUCAGUGAGGCCCUGGGGGAUCUGACCAAAGCCAUCCAGCUGCAGCCGUCCGCUCGACUCUACAGACACAGAGGAACGCUGCUGUUCAUUUCAGAGGACUACGUGGCAGCUAUGGAGGACUUCCAGCAGUCCUUAGAGCUGAAGAAGAAUCAGCCCAUCGCCAUGCUCUAUAAGGGCCUCACCUUCUUCCACAGAGGCAUGCUCAAGGAAGCCAUAGAGACGUUCAAGGAGGCCCUGAAGUUCAAGCCUGACUUCAUAGAUGCCUAUAAGAGCCUAGGACAGGCCUACAGGGAGCUGGGGGAUUUUGAGUCGGCUAUGGAGAGUUUCCAGAAAGCCCUCAUGUUGAACCAGAACCACAUCCAGUCUCUCCAGCUCCGAGGCAUGAUGCUCUACCACCACGGCUCCCUGCAGGAGGCCAUAGGCAACUUCAAGAGGUGUCUUCAGUUGGAGCCCUACAACGAGGUGUGUCAGUACAUGAAGGGGUUGAGUCACGUGGCCAUGGGGCAGUUCUACGAGGGCAUCAAAGCUCAGACUAAAGUCAUGUUGAACGAUCCUCUGCUGGGACAGAAGGCCAGCUCCGAAUACCUCAAAGUCAAAUACCUCAGAGAGUACUCUCGCUACCUGCACUCCCACCUGGACAUCCCAGUGGCCGAAUACAACGUGGACCAGGAUUUACCAGGAAACUUCAAGAACCACUGGGCCAAGAAUCUGCCUUUUCUAAUAGAAGACUACGAAGAGCAGCCUGGCCUGCAACCACAUAUCAAGGACGUGCUGCCGCAGAACUUUGACAGCUACAGCAGUGAAGUUCAGAAGCUGAUUUGCGCGGCCGACCAUCUGGGGGCGCUCAUGCAAUAUGACACUCCUGGUUUCCUACCGAACAGGCGGAUACACAGAGCCAUGGGUUUAGCUACGCUGGAGGUCAUGCAGGCCAUGCAUCGAACAUGGAGCAACUCCAAAGUGCGAAUCAACGGCAAGACCAGGCAGAUGCAGUGGAGAGACAUGUUCGAUAUAGCUGUUAAAUGGAGAAGGAUUGCAGAUCCAGACCAGCCGGUUCUGUGGUUAGACCAGAUGCCUGCCAGGAGUCUCAGUCGAGGCUUCAACAAUCAUAUCAACCUCAUCAGGGGACAGAUUAUCAACAUCCGAUACCUGGCUUACUUCGACAACAUCCUGGACUUUAUCAAAGACAGAAUACUUGUGUACCACGGGGCGUACAACCCCCGCGGUUUACUAGAAGUCCGACAGGCUCUUGAAAACGUCAAUAAAGUAGAAGAUCUUCUGCCCAUAAUGAAGCAGUUCAACAGUAAAACCAGAGAUGGCUUCACAGUCAACUCCAAGGUUCCGAGCAUGAAGGAUGCUGGGAAGGAGUACGACGGUUUUACCAUCACCAUCACUGGAGACAGGGUGGGCAACAUGUUGUUCUCAGUGGAGACGCAGACGACAGAGGAGCGGACCCAGCAGUACCAGUCAGAGAUCGAGUCAAUCUAUAAAGACCUCACAGCCAAAGGGAAAGCUCUGAUGCUGUCCACAGAACUCGGGGAUGCAGACGCCUUGUGUAACCUGAUCCUCUCCUUGGUCUAUUACUUCUGCAACCUCAUGCCCCUCUCCAGAGGAUCCAGUGUGGUGGCGUACUCCGUGGUGAUGGGGGCGCUGAUGGCCAGUGGGAAGGAGGUCGUCGGUCGGAUCCCUAAAGGAAAGCUGGUGGAUUUUGAAGCUAUGACCACACCGAGUCCAGAGAGCUUCAGUAAAACAGCAAAGAUCUGGAUGAAUCUUAAAAGUUUACCGGGCUGGUACCAGAGUCUUCCAUCGGUAGCGGAGACGUUUGCGUCGACCAGGACGAUGAUCGAGGUUCUAAACACAGACUCGUCUUCACACUGUCCGAAGAAGUCUUAACACGACUUCUCCACAGGAGACGGGUCUGUUGGAUGAAGUCUUAAUGAUGGAGCUUCUACACUGGGCAGAACAACGUGAUCUUCUUUCUUCUCCUUCUUCUUCUCCCCAAACUGAACCGGACUAAGAUCAGAGUCUGUGACCCGACAAAGCACCCACCGUUAUUUGGUUUUUCAAAUUAAAACCACGAGUAGUUUCAUUUCGGUUUCCAAACACACUCCUGCUUUGAUCUCUGUCAUCUGUCCUGAAACGCUUCCUCGCACACGACUCCUAUCGUCACAGUUGGAAAGUUUAUUUCUCCUUUUGAAUGCAUCGUAGAGAAAUGUUAAAAAGCAGUUUACUAUUAUUAUCUUUAAUUCUAUUUUAAUCACCACCACAGUAAACAGCAAAGAGCCACAGUUAGUGAGACGUUUCCUCAAUUAGUCAAUUAAACAUCUUGGGCUGGAAUGAACAAAAUAUGUACCGCUUUUCAAAGUACAUAUUUUCAUAGAGUUCAAUAAUUGUUCAGUUUUAACGAGUAGUUAAAUAUUUGGCGUCUUUCAUAACGAUACUUUGAGUUUGACCCCUUGUUUCCACACAGUUAGUGAGACAUGACAGAGAUCAUUGCAGCAGGAUGUGUCAGCAAGCAACCCUGUAACCUUAUUCUCUCUCUCUCAUUCUCUCUCUUUCUUUCUUUCUUGCUGUCUCUCUCUCGCUCUCUCUCUUUGCGUCACCGGCCUCACGUUCAAAGCACAAAACUCAUCAGCAUGACCAAUCUGUCAUCGAACAGACAAAGUCUCUAGUUUUAGUUCACCAUGAAUGUUACAUUUUAUCUUCAUGUCUGGAGAUUUAAGUUUGGAAUCGACAGCGUUAUGUAUUAAAGUUUAUAUUUAACAUCGAAGUUCGUAAUUGGCACUUUAAACUUCUUCCAUGUUAAACUGCUGCUGUGCUCCGGCCCCGACAGCAGAGAAGGAGCUGAGGGAUUUUAACGAUAUGAAACCGAACCUGAAUUCUACUUUGGAACCUUGAAGCAGUUUCUCUUUUUAAUUUAUUUCCUCAACGAAGGCAGGAAGUGUCACUUCUCUUUUCGGGGCCUGAACCCUUUAUUUCUUCUAACGUGACCCAUGACGGUUUGUUUUAAAGAAGAGUUGCUGACAUGAAACAAGAGGGACAGUCAGAGAUUUUAGAGAUACAGAAAUUAGAAACAAAAACCUAAAUUGACAAUCGAUAAUUUGGUAAUUUAUAGACAUAUCUAUCACUUAACUUUCAUAAUUAACUAGUAAAUCAUGGUAUGAUCGGCUGCAACUUUUAUUCAACUUUUCCUCUGUUUAAAAUGGAUGAAAAUAAAAGCAAUUCAUUCAAUAUUAGUGUCGUUCUAAAGUUUCUUCUACACAAAUUAACAUUUACUUUUAUUAAAUUGUAAUGUCACCUUUAAAAUAUAAUGAGUGAUCAUUGAAACUGAAGUAGAAGCUACAAAAUAAGAGCUCCUGAAUGUUCCCUGAUAUCUCUGACUGUUUUAUCUUGAUGAGGAUUAAUAACAGGUGAAAUAGAAAAGCACACAACAACUGUUUACUGUUAUUUCCUUUGCGAUCGUCCCUUAAACCUGCGUUGAGUGACAUCUCAUGAGUUUUACAUGUUCUUGGAAUAGCACUGGAGUUGUUUUAUGAAGAGAUGAUUUUAUCUGAAUCAUGAGGCUAAAUGCGGCUGCUGUCUCGUAUUCCAACGACUCGUCAAUCUGAGUUCAAGCACAAGCAAAAUGUCAACAGGUCAUUUAAUAGCAUCGAGUCCCUCGAACAAAAUCCAGUUCAUUUCUUAUUUAAACGUUUUCGAUUCAGAGGCCUUUAACGUAUCAUCCCUGAAUGUGUUCAGUUCAGUCAUCUUCUCAUCCGGUCUGUUCAUUUCCUGCCUCACUGACAGUGGAUGGCUGACACCGGUUCUGCUCUGGGUCACGUUUUCUUUUUUCAUAUCGAUGAUUGUUCUGUUUUUUUUAAACAUUCAUUUUGUCUUUGCUCCGGCUGCUCCGGUGGCGAGUCUCUGCAGAGCGACGACUCCACAGCCGAAAAUGUCAAAGCCUCAAACUGGAAGGAGGGAAUUUCGUUUUCAAUGAAUGAGUGAACGAAUGUUUAGUCAAUAAAACUGGUUGACAAUUUUA